AAAGUUUUUGGUAGAGGAAAAGAAAAGAACGCGUGGAUGGAGUCGAUGGAGGGAGGCGCAGCGAAAUUUCAUAAAUCUUCUAAGUCUUUGUUUGUAGUUAGUUAGACAACUGAAAAGUCAUUCUCUCUCUCGCUCUCUCUCUCUCUCUCUAGAGUUCUACUAUUUCUUCUUCCUCAUCAGUCAUCAGGUUAAUUGUUGAUUAAUAAUAAUGGUGAAAGCAGCAACAUCGAGCGAGAAGGGUGGUUCUGGUUCUGGUUCUGGUUCGGUGGCACCUUUCUUGAACAAGUGUUACGAUAUGGUUGAAGAUCCUUCUACCGACUCCAUAAUCUCAUGGUCCGCUGAUAGUAACAACAGUUUCAUCAUCUCCAACGCUGAUCAAUUCUCACUCACUCUUCUCCCUAAUUAUUUCAAACACAAUAAUUUCUCCAGCUUCGUCAGACAACUCAAUAUCUAUGGCUUCAGAAAAAUUGAUGCAGAUCACUGGGAAUUUGCCAAUGAAAACUUCAUUAGGGGUCAAAAGCAUUUGCUGAAGAAUAUACGUAGAAGGAAACAUCCACAUGUUGCUGCAGAUCAGCAAAAACCAUUGCCACCAAAAGACAACCGCGAUGAACCAUCACAAGAAGCAGUAAAUCAUGGCCUUUGGAGAGAAGUUGAGAAUCUAAAAUCGGAUAGAAAAACCCUCACGCAGGAGUUGGUCAAACAUAAGCAGCACCUUGAAUCUUCUGAGAGUAAGCUGCUUCUACUGAGUGACCGCCUUGAAGGAAUGGAAAAGCAUCAGCAGCAGAUGCUCUCAUUCUUGGUCAUGGUCGUGCAAUGCCCUGGAUUCUUGGUUCAGCUGCUUCACCCUAAGGAAAAUAACUGGCGUUUUUCUGAAGCAGGGAAUAUGUGGGACCAAGGUAACCAAGAUGACAGACCAGUUUCUUCUGAUGGGAUGAUUAUAAAGUAUACACCACCUGUUGCUGAAAAACUAAAACCUGUUGUUCCACGAUCUCCUGCCUUUAAUAAGCAACCAGAACCUGAGGUUUCUACGGAUGGGUUAAAAGACCUGUGCAUCAGUUCUGAGUUCUUGAAACUGCUUCUAGAUGAGAAAUUGUGUCCAUUAGAUAAUCAUUCUCCGUUUCUUGUACCUGAUUUACCAGAUGACGGUUCGUGGGAACAACUAUUUUUAGGCAGUCCUAUCCUCAAAAAUGUUGAAGAUACUGAUCGUGAAAACGAGGAGCAAACUGUUAGUGACACGGAGAUGGAUCACAUCAUAUCUGAAGCUCUAAAUGAAACAUCUGAUUUUGAAGCGAUGAUUAUAGAAAUGGAGAACACUCACGCAUGAGUUGAAAUUAUAUGCUGAUGGGGGAUAUUUGAUGGGCUACAGAGUUUUGGAACCUCAAACUGAGAAGAACGAUUUCUAGCUUCUAAAAACUAGCAAAAUAUAGAGAGAAGGAAACAAAUUUCCUCGCGCUGAAGUUAUAAUAUUAUCAAGUCACAGUUUAACUAUUCUUUCUUCCAUCUUCCUCCAGCAGCUGUUUGAUCGUCAUCUGGAUUCAGUGUAAGCCUGGCUGCAUCUUUAUCAUUUGUCUACGUACUAAACAACUCAGCCAAUCAUAUAAUGGAGCUGAUUGAGGAUCUGUUGAUUUGUUGCUGUUUGCAGAUCUACCUAAUAUCUGAAUACUAAUCGGGAUUUGCUUUUUGGCUUCUUGAUAUGGUGUCCAGUCCCGUCUCGUCCGGGAGUUGUAUGGUCUGUAACUAGUACGAUGGAUCAAAUGUUUCAUAUUAAGUUUAGAUUGUAAGGAAGAGCGUUGAAGGAGCUUUGUCUUUUGUGCCACCCUAAACAGUCGCACAUGGCUUCCUAUACUUGUAAAGAACAAGUAAUUAAUAGAAAACAUGGUUUUUUGCCAUAUUAUUUUGCACUA
Medicago truncatula (barrel medic) is the source of this 1904-nucleotide messenger RNA. RefSeq names its product heat stress transcription factor A-8. The transcript is spliced from 2 exons. The record is from RefSeq and is a predicted model, not a curated record. Gene Ontology annotation, cellular component: nucleus. Gene Ontology annotation, molecular function: DNA-binding transcription factor activity; RNA polymerase II cis-regulatory region sequence-specific DNA binding. Lineage: Eukaryota; Viridiplantae; Streptophyta; Magnoliopsida; Fabales; Fabaceae. Gene Ontology annotation, biological process: cellular response to heat; regulation of transcription by RNA polymerase II. Bases 209 to 1324 code for a protein of 371 amino acids.